UCUUAUCAAGAAACAGUAUGAAGACACUUGCAGCGUUACUUUUAGUCGUUUUCUUGGCUCAAUUCUGGAGUUAUGGUGAAACAGCAUCAUUAGAGAAAGACGAAGAUUGUCCACUUUGUCUGGACGUCUACCAACCUGUCUGUGGUAUUAAUGGAAAAGGCAAUAAAAAAACUUUCCCAAAUGAGUGUGAACUGGACCAAUACAAUUGUUUCGAAGGAGACGAUUACGAAUUGGAAAGCGAAGACGUCUGUCCAGGAGUUGUACAACCAGACUUAGAAACCGGACCGAGUGUCAUAUUAGGAAAAUAAUGAUAUCAGUGUUUAUGGAACAGUUUAAAAGAUUUAUAUAACUUACGAAGACAAACGCAAUGACAACAACAAUUUUAUAGUAUAAAAUGUUAAUUACUUUAAGUUGUAUUUACAAAAUAGGAUUACAUACUCAGAUUUUUAAAAGAAAUUAACUUUAUUCUCAAAUGACAAGGUGAUGGUGAAUUGUAAAGUUUAAAUAAAGAAUCAGUAGCUUCGA
Molecule: messenger RNA, 525 nt
Organism: Agrilus planipennis (emerald ash borer)
Lineage: Eukaryota; Metazoa; Arthropoda; Insecta; Coleoptera; Buprestidae
Product: vasotab-like
Exons: 5
Coding region: 18-308 (96 amino acids)
Molecular function (GO): protein binding
Source: RefSeq, a predicted model, not a curated record